Messenger RNA from Cuscuta europaea, 1604 nucleotides. NCBI's taxonomy places the organism in Eukaryota, Viridiplantae, Streptophyta, Magnoliopsida, Solanales, Convolvulaceae. The record is from the annotation of a GenBank genome assembly.
GGGGGGGGCAUGCGAAUGCCGAGGGCUUCACUAACUUGCAGCAGGUGGCACUAUUCAAGCUGUUUACUGAAGCGCCUUCCUCCAACAAAGGAUGGAAAGACCGAUGGUGCUAUGUGAAGCUGCCCGAGAGCCCGUUCACGGGGGAGUUGCGCGACCAGUUCAGGCGUCAUGAAAAGAGGAGGAGCGCCGCCCUCAAGAAAGAUGGCAGGAUCCUGGCUAAGAUCCCGGAGGGUCGGAACAAGAACAUCACUAUCAAGGAGUGCACCCAGGAGGGAGAUCUGUACGCCCUCGGGUUUCGCCGGUACCGUUUCCUGGGGGAAACAGAUGAAAAGUACCCGAUGUUCGACAGAGCCUUCGGGGUUUAGGAGGUAGGGGCCGAGGGCAUCCAACCUUUAGACUUAUGAAUAUUUUUGUUAGGCGUAGAUAUAUUUUUUUUGUUGCACCUUUUCUCCUCCGGUCUUAACCGCCCUCAUUCUUUUGCAGGUAUCAACAUGGAUCUCAACGCCUUCGCUGCCCUCAAGAAGCAGAAAGCUAAAGUCCCGGGCCAGAAGGAGCCCAGUAAGCAGAAGCCCCUCGGGGAGUUCUCGAAGAAGGGCAGUGAGCCUUCGGAAGAGGCCGCCAAGAGGAAGGCCGCCGACAAAGCCCCAAUCCCCGAGGGGAAGAGGCAAAAGAAGGGGGACGCUGGGCAGAAGGCUCCCCCAGUGGUGGUUGUGGAUGAGCACUCCACCUCCGAGCCCUGUGCCCAAAUGAUGACGACUGCUUCCCAUUUGCCCUCGGGUCAGGGGGGUGAGGUAAGCUUGCCCCGGGAGGACAUAAGGUUUUCCCUGCCGAAGGGGGCUGCCAUCACACAUGGCACCGUAGACCCUCGGGAGUUCCUGGGCGGAGCUACCCCUGCAUUGGACAGGAAGGCCCUCGGGAAGCUCGAUGAUGAAGCUCUCGAGUCAAAAAUCCUCCGGUCCUCCCUUACUGCCUGCAUAGCCCUCGGCGAGCAUGCCAGAAGAUUCAACGAGUGGCGUCUCCAGAAGGCGCAACAGGAUGAGUCAAUGAGAAAACUCAUCCAUGACAAUGUCGAGGCCAUGAGGCAAAUGGCUCAGCUGGAAGGGGACCUCCAGCAGGCGAGGGCUGCAGCGGAGAAGGCAGCCAAGGAGAAAGCUGAGGUGGAGAAGGCUGCUACUGAGGCCGUAAGGAAAGCUUCUGAGGACGCAGAGGCCGCCAAAGCAGAGGCCGCCGCCGGUGCUGUUGCUGCCUUCAUGGACGAGGGGUGGAAGGUAGAGGGCCACAAAGAUUGGGUGGCCUCCGUCGUGGAGGGAUCCGCCGAUGGGUGGGUGAAGGGCCCGGGGGCGAUGUGGCUAGCCGAAGGCACUCCAGGAGUGGACUUAGCCAUUUGUUGAUGAUGUUUGUUGAAUAGUAUCUUCGGUAAUUAUGAUCUUCCAGGUACCGAAGGUGUUCCCGCGGGGAGCCCUCGGAAUGUUCCCGUGAAAUUGUCGGAGUGGUGUACUCAUUGAUUUCUCGCUGAGUCUACUCCCCUUCACCACCUUUUUUUUUUGGAUAAAAUGUAAAUGUAUAUAUAUCUAGAAAAAUAACAUAGUACAAUGCAUCAUGCG